ACGUGCACGUCGUCGUCGCCAGACAAUUAAUAAUUGCUUUCACGAUGAGACUGCAUUUGGUGGCCCUGAUCCUUGGUUUGUGUCUCACGGAAUUGGCCCAUUCGCAGGGCACCAAGUACGGAUUGUGGACUCCGGAUCGGGCCUACUCCGAUUCGCAGCCCAUCCAGUGGACGGGUGGUCAGUUUGAGUUCCCCUGCGCCAGCACCAAGUCGCUGUUCAAGAGUUCCGGAAAGUUUAUACCCAAGAAUGUGAUUGCCACGAGGGCCCAGCUCAUCGGGGAUACCAUCUAUUUAGCACUGCCGCGUUAUAGGAAGGGAGUUCCGGCCACUUUGGUCAAGACCAAUGUGAAACCGGGCACCUGUGCCACCACCUUUAAGCCCUAUCCCUGCUGGGAUCUCCAGGAGGAGGGCAACUGCAAAGCGCUGCAGUCGGUGGUGGAUCUGGUGGUGGAUCAGAACGAGGUGCUCUGGGUCCUCGACACGGGCAUUGUGAACACAUUGGAGACCCCGGUGCGCAAGUGUCCGCCCAAAGUGGUGGCCAUGUCGGUGAAGACCGGCAAGGUGUUGAAAACAGUCUCCCUCGAGGGCCUCACUUCCAGCAGCUCUCGUCUGCAAUACCUGGUGGUGGACUAUGCCCCGGAUGGCGGUUGCUUUGUGUACGUCAGCGAUGCCGCCAAUCGAGCCAUCAUAGUGUACAACCUGCAGGCGGAUCGGGGAUUCAGGGUGGUGCUGCCCAAGGCCGUCACCGCAGGCUGUCGCUCGAGGGAUGUCCUCUACAUAGCUCUCAUCCGCCGGGACUGCGGCUCCACGGAGCUGUACUUCACCUACCUGAGCACCAGCAAGCUUUUCUCCCUCAAAACGGAGUAUCUGCGCAGUGGAGUGGCCGAUGGACGCAUUCUGGAUCUCGGCAAGAAGCCCAGUCGCAUGGUCAUCAUUGGCACGGACAAUGGCUCGGCGAUUUUCUUCCGCAACGAGGGCGAUGCGGAGGUGUACCGAUGGGACACCAACUCCACGUUCGCCGAGGCCAACUUUAAGCCUGUUUACCGCAGUCAGACCUGCCAGCUGGUGACCCAUGCGGUGCCCGAUUACAAGCGGAACACGAUGCGAGUGCUGCAGAGCAAUUUCCCCGAUUACAUGCAGAAUCGCGUUGGCUGCGGGGCCAUCCAGCAGUUGGGUCUCAUGCAGGGCUGCUGGUAACUCAGUCAGUCGCCACUUUCCGACCCACCCACUUCCAUCCCCAUCAAGUCCAGUAUCCAGCCCGAAAAAAACUGAAAAUGAAACUGCAACU
This is a messenger RNA of Drosophila elegans, 1287 nucleotides long. It is a transcript of the gene yellow-g2, whose product is annotated as protein yellow. The record is from RefSeq and is a predicted model, not a curated record. Lineage: Eukaryota; Metazoa; Arthropoda; Insecta; Diptera; Drosophilidae. The transcript has 2 exons. Gene Ontology annotation, cellular component: extracellular region. Bases 45 to 1196 code for a protein of 383 amino acids.